GUCUAGCAAAGCUACAGAUCUCGCAGUCUAAUUCUCGCCGCUAAUUGCAAGUAUAUCCGCCAAAAUGCAUCUUAUGUACACUCUGGACCAGGACGGAAAGCGUGUUUACACGCUGAAGAAGGUCGCUCCCUCCGGCGAAGUCACAAAGAGCGCUCAUCCCGCUCGUUUCUCUCCGGAUGACAAGUACUCUCGACACCGUGUCACACUCAAGAAGAGAUAUAGUCUUCUGCUCACUCAGCAGGCUGACAAAGAGGCUGCGCAACUAUAGAGCUCAAAAAGUUGGAUUUGCUGGAGUAAUACCAAAAGGUGGUUCCGAUUCAUUUGCUGGCGAAUGGUGUUAAACAUGGAUUAAGAUAUACGAAAUUUCAGAUUUCACAAUACCAAUUGUUUCAUUCCAGGCUGGUUUCAUAGUAGGCAUAAGAUACAG
Messenger RNA from Aspergillus versicolor CBS 583.65, 427 nucleotides. RefSeq names its product H/ACA ribonucleoprotein complex subunit NOP10. Gene Ontology annotation, biological process: ribosome biogenesis; snRNA pseudouridine synthesis; positive regulation of telomerase RNA localization to Cajal body. Gene Ontology annotation, cellular component: box H/ACA snoRNP complex; box H/ACA telomerase RNP complex. The transcript is spliced from 5 exons. The coding region runs from base 65 to 268 and encodes 67 amino acids. The record is from RefSeq and is a predicted model, not a curated record. Gene Ontology annotation, molecular function: telomerase RNA binding; box H/ACA snoRNA binding. NCBI's taxonomy places the organism in Eukaryota, Fungi, Ascomycota, Eurotiomycetes, Eurotiales, Aspergillaceae.